AUGUCCAGGAAUCAGAGACACUUUCGAAAGAACCACCUGCCAACUGUGGUUUUUCAACGGGAAUUGCCCCGAUCGUGUGUUGCCCCAGUUGAAGAGGCAGCAUCUGGAGAUUCCACCUUAGAUAUUUCGACUCCAAGUUCAUCUUCAAUCACCACAUGCGGUCGAAGUGCCGUCAAAUUCAUCUCCUCAAGGUUUGAGAGGGCUAGGGAAUUGCCUAAGAGAUUUGCGGCUCUUCUAGAUAUUACCGCAAGGCCACCGGUUGUCGGGGGAUUUGAGUCACAGAGGAAUGCGUGGCCAUGGAUGGCACUCAUAGGGAUCAAGAAAGAAGAUGGCUUUGACUGGUUCUGUGGAGGCGUUCUCAUCAAUGACCAAUGGGUUCUUACGGCAGCCCACUGCUUGGACACUAGGGUACCUACCACAGUCAGGCUUGGUGAACACAACUACGAAAGUGAGAAUGACGAUGCAAAUGUAGAGGACUUCGAAAUUUCGCAACUUGUUCGGCACCCAAAUUAUUCAUUCCCUGUCGCCUACCAUGACCUUGCUCUGCUGCAGCUCUCGACUAAGGUCAUUCUGAAGAGAUAUAUAUCUCCCGUGUGCUUACCUUGGGGAGCCGAAAUCUUGAGGAAUCUGACAGGAAGGACCGUGAAACUAACUGGAUGGGGAGACACUCAGUUCGCUGGAAGGCCGAGUCCAGCCCUGCAGGAGGUAGACGUCACUAUGUUCCCGAUUUCCACCUGUCAAAAUGCCUACUCAACCCUGAGGCAGUCCAGAGUCCACUGGCCCAGAGGCAUCGGGCAGGAGACGGUUUGCGCUGGGCACGAGCAAGGAGGCCGAGACGCUUGUCAGGGUGACUCCGGCGGACCACUGACUUAUCAGGGAGACGAGGAGAAAUACUUCCUCAGUGGAAUCGUGUCUACGGGAUACGGUUGCGGCAACAAGGACUUCCCCGGCAUCUACGCCAACGUCCUUCACGCUCCCCAUUUGGCAUGGAUUAAAAAAGUCGCUUUCUAAGGAAGAUGUAAAGGGAAGAUUGCGGUGUCAUGUCAUUGAAAGAUGGGGAGGAUUUGUGUUGUAUUACGUGACACUUCUUGUAUUAUAGAUGGUUCGGAAAAAAUAAGUAUACUGUUCACUCCAACUGUGCAUGGGUAUUAUGUACUUUUGUGCAUACUUACAAACUGAAUGAGAUGUAUUCAUCCCCAUAUAGGAAAGAGACAAUCACUAUCACAUAUGCAUCUACACACACAUAUAUAUACUUAUAUAUAUGUAUAUAUAUAUCUAUCUAUCUAUCUAUCUAUAUAUAUAUAUAUAUAUAUAUAUAUAUAUAUGUAUAUAUAUAUGUGUGUGUGUGUGUGUGUGUGUUGGCCUGAAGUGUAGUUCGGUCGGUCCUCACGUUUCUAGUCAUUCUGCUCUUCCUUCACUGAACUGAUAAGUAGUUUUAUAAUACUUGUAAGCUUUUGCGAAUAAUACAUAUUUUUGGAUUGUACUUUUUACUUUAGCUUUAUGUUUUUUGAAAGAAUAAAUUUUAUUCCAGACUGAUGAUGUGCCAAUGUUUUGGGGACGAAACGUCUCUUAAUAAAUUGAUCAUGUGA
Messenger RNA from Macrobrachium nipponense, 1589 nucleotides. RefSeq names its product trypsin-like. Bases 1 to 1011 code for a protein of 336 amino acids. NCBI's taxonomy places the organism in Eukaryota, Metazoa, Arthropoda, Malacostraca, Decapoda, Palaemonidae. Gene Ontology annotation, biological process: proteolysis. The transcript has 8 exons. Gene Ontology annotation, molecular function: serine-type endopeptidase activity. The record is from RefSeq and is a predicted model, not a curated record.